CGAGAAUUGCGUCACGGAAGGCGCCGCCCGCUGAGAUACCUGAGCUCGGUGUGCCCCAGUCCCGGCCCUGCCCACAAGGCUCUGCCUCUGCUAAGGGAACGGCUCAGGGCUUGGAGCUGGGCGACGUCCCUCAGCGGCUGCUGGUGACGGGAGGAGCUGAGAGAGGGCCCUCAGGUGCCCGCCAGGAACGCGACCUGCUUGGAAGAGCUUAAGAGAAGAUGUUUCCUUUAAGAGAUAGUGAGAUGGGUGCUUCCACCUUCUUUGCCUCAGCUCUUCCACAUGAUGUUUGUGGAAGUAAUGGCCUUCCUCUGACACCCAACUCCAUCAAAAUCUUAGGGAGGUUUCAGAUCCUUAAAACAAUCACCCAUCCUAGGCUUUGCCAGUAUGUUGAUAUUACCAGAGGUAAACAUGAGAGACUGGUUGUGGCUGCUGAACACUGUGAAAAUAGUCUGGAAGAUUUGCUACGAGAGGGAAAACCAGUCAGUUCCUCAAGGAUUUUAUGCAUUGCAUAUGAGGUUUUGCAGGGUCUUCAGUAUAUGAACAAACAUGGAAUGGUCCACCGAGCACUCUCCCCUCGCAAUAUUCUUUUGGAUCGAAAGGGUCAUGUCAAGUUGGCUAAAUUUGGACUUUACCAUAUGACUGCUCAAGGUGUUGAUGUUGAUUUUCCUAUAGGGUACCCAUCGUAUCUGGCACCUGAAGUAAUUGCACAGGGAAUAGUCAAACCAAGUGAUCAUACUCAAAGUGAGAAGCCUCUGCCUUCUGGCCCUAAAUCAGAUCUCUGGUCUCUUGGCAUAAUACUAUUUGAGCUUUGUGUGGGGAGAAAAUUAUUCCAGACUUUGGAGAUAGCAGAAAGAUUAAAAUUUGUACUUGCUUUAGGCUAUGUGGAUGAUAUUGUAACUGUAUUAGCUGAAGAACACGGUUGCCUAGAUAUUAUUAAGGAUCUUCCUGAAAAUGUUGUAACUCUGCUGAAAAAAUGCCUUACAUUCCAACCUUCUAAGAGGCCAACUCCAGAGGAAUUGAUGCAUGACCAUUUGUUCAGUGAAGUAUCUUUGGCAUACCCUCCCUUUCACAAACCUGCUGGUCUCUUCUCAUCCUCUCCAAGGUGUGCUAACUUAACACUGCCUGAAGACAUAAGUCAGUUAUGCAAAGAUGAAGAUAAUGAUUACCUAGCAGAAAGAUCAAUUGAAGAGGUUUAUUAUCUCUGGUGUUUGGCUGGAGGAGACUUAGAGAAAGAACUUGUCAACAAGGAAAUCAUUCGAUCAAAACCACCUGUCUGCACACUUCCCAACUUUGUGUUAGAAGAUGGUGAAAGCUUUGGGCAAGGACGAGAUCGAAGUUCCCUUCUAGAUGACACAACUGUGACUUUGUCUCUGUGCCAGCUCCGAAAUAGACUGAAGGAUGUUGGUGGGGAAGCAUUUUAUCCAUUACUUGAAGAUGACCAGUCGACUUUACCUCAUUCAAAUAGCAGUAGUGAGCUGUCUGCAGCUGCCAAUCUACCUCUGAUCAUUCGGGAGAGGGACACAGAGUAUCAACUAAACAGAAUUGUUCUGUUUGACAGGCUGUUGAAGGCCUACCCAUAUAAGAAAAAUCAAAUCUGGAAAGAAGCCAGAGUUGACAUUCCUCCUCUGCUGAGAGGCAUAACCUGGGCUGCUCUGCUGGGUGUUGAGGGUGCCAUUCAAGCAAAAUAUGAUGCGAUUGAUAAAGACACACCAAUUCCUACAGACAGACAAAUUGAAGUUGAUAUUCCUCGUUGCCAUCAGUAUGAUGAAUUGCUGUCAUCACCAGAGGGUCAUGCAAAGUUUAGACGUGUAUUGAAGGCCUGGGUUGUUUCCCAUCCUGAUUUGGUGUACUGGCAAGGUCUUGAUUCUCUUUGUGCACCAUUCCUCUACUUGAAUUUUAACAAUGAAGCUCUGGCAUAUGCCUGCAUGUCUGCUUUUAUACCCAAGUAUUUGUAUAACUUCUUUCUGAAGGAUAAUUCUCAUGUUAUCCAAGAGUACCUAACAGUGUUUUCUCAGAUGAUUGCAUUCCAUGAUCCAGAGCUGAGCAACCACCUUAAUGAAAUUGGUUUUAUUCCUGAUCUCUAUGCUAUUCCAUGGUUUCUUACAAUGUUUACACAUGUCUUUCCUUUGCAUAAAAUUUUUCACUUGUGGGAUACAUUAUUGCUUGGAAAUUCCUCCUUCCCAUUCUGCAUAGGGGUGGCUAUACUUCAACAACUGAGGGAUCGUCUUCUCGCCAAUGGGUUCAACGAAUGCAUUCUCCUUUUUUCAGACUUACCAGAGAUUGACAUUGAGCGUUGUGUUCGUGAGUCAAUCAACCUGUUUCGCUGGACGCCAAAGAGUGCAACAUACCGGCAAUAUGCACAGCCUCCUCGACAAGCCAAUGAGAGCAAUGGCACAAGAAGUUCAAUGUCCUGCUUUUCUGUAGAUUAUCAGGAAGCACCUAGAGGUGACCUGUCUAGGGAUUCUAUCAAGUUGGAUGACCUGAAGGCAGAGGUGUCACCACGGAUUUCAGCGGAAGAUCUGAUUGAUCUUUGUGAAUUGACAGGACCAAGUCAUUCCAAAACACCUAUAAAGAAAACAAAGUCUAGCAAGCCAAAGUUGCUAGUGGUGGACAUCCGUAACAGUGAAGACUUUAACCGUGGCCACAUCUCUGGCAGCAUCAACGUCCCAUUUGCAUCAGCGUUUACUGCAGAAGGAGAUCUCAUCCAGUGCCCAGCAACUGCCACACUUCAGAGCUUUAAAGGAAGAGUUGUAGUGAUUGUAGGAAAUGCAGUGAAGAACACAGCUGCUUUUGCAGCUCAUCUGGUGAAGAACAAAUACCCACGGGUCUGCAUCCUAGAUGGAGGAAUCAACAAGAUCAAACCAACUGGUCUCCUCACUGUUCCUUCUCCACAAAUAUAAGUGACUGUAAAUGUUCAGGGUGAUUUGACUGAAUAGGCAAGUCUUACACUGCAGCGUCAAUAUUCUGAACCCAAAGGGCAUUACGGUGACUCUGUUAUACGAUUUCUAGAUGAUCAGUAUCUCCCCUUGCACAUCAAGAGCAAAGUUGUAUGAUUGUUCUUUGACAUAGAGACUCGUCUGCUACUGAUGAUAAAUGUGAAUCUUCCAGUUUUCCGAGAAACUUCUUUCAGUGGUGAUGUAGUGCAAAACUGGCUGAGCUCAUCCAAACUCAGUUAGCAUUCAGUAUUGUAGAAAUAUUUCUGCAGAAUGACAUAAACUGGCAACUGAUUGCCCUAAGCUGUACUUAAAUAGAUUGUUUUUCAAAAGUAUUUUACUGUGAAUAUUGAAAAUAAUGAGCUGAAAUUGUCACUUGUAUCAAAGAAAGAAAAGAUGUGUUCUCUCAUUUUAAAGUAUAAUUGCUGUAUCUUGUGACCUACUUUUUUUCUUACUUUUCUUAUUUUUUUUUUUUUAAAGCACUUUUCAUCUGGAUUGGAAAUAAAGAUAUGUCCUAGAUUGGAGAUUGCUGCAUGAGCUGCUGCUAAGUCAAUCCAAACUGCAUUGCAUAGUACAAAAAUGGAGAUUUGCUGCUAAGUGGAAAAUUUAACAUUGUUUCCUGAAGUGUGGCAAACAAAACUUAAACAAUUAUUGCCCCAGCAACAGAUUGACAACACUGUGUCUGUGACAAUGGAUUGGUUACUCCACAAAUAAUAAAGUUAGAAGCUCACACCCUAAAGAGAAAUAAUGCACUUUUGAUCUUCAUAUGAAAACGGCUUAGAGAAAUCUUUAAUGCAGGAAAAUCAGGUUGUUAUGUUACCUGUUGAGGGACAGGAUGUCUUGGAACUUAAUUUUUUCCCUAUUCUCACUUACUUUAGGUAAUAAGGAGCUCUUCCUGUUGUUUCUACAUUUUUCAAGUUUAAGCCUUGCACCAGCGUUUUCUAAUAAGCACUGAAACUUGGAGUAGAAAAUAUGAUUUGUAAAAAGCCUGGUUACAGUUGUCUUUUUGUUUUCAUUAUGAGAUUAACAAAGAGCAUGGUGUCAACCAAAAACUGUGAGACAGUACUUUAGUUAAUACAACUUCACUGUGAGAAUAAUGAAGACCUGCCCUGAGUGAGAUGGCUGGUUAUCAUACACCUUAGUUGAGGAUUUUCUGUCACGACUGGUUUAUUGAUUUGCAAAUAAGAACGCUACAUUAACUUUAUUUCAUUUUAAUUUGUCACAAAAGAUUUCCAAGGCAAAACAGUUGUGAAAGGAGAGAAGAGGUCACAGAGGAGGCUGUGAACUCAGGUCAUGAACGUUCUCUUUAGAUCACAAGCAAAGUGAUUACUGGUUUUUAUACUUUCUGUUAUUUUGUAUAACUGAUACCAUAGAAUAUGAGGUCUUCUGGAAGGUGUUGAGAGAAGUCUUGUUUUCUUCUGUUCUAUGACCAGAAGAUUUUAAUCUGAACCUUCAGAAGCUAAUCUCUCUGGAGUUGGUGCUGUCUCCAGGGAGAUUUAGUCUUACCACAGCUGUUCCUUUGCAAACCUUAGAAGAAAAGUAUGAUGAGUGAAAAGAAUGGUGGGAAAGAACCCACUAUUUACCUCUCUUUGUCUUCUUUGUCUUGGCUGCAAUUUGUUGUGUUUUUUUUUUUUUAAAAAAAAAAAAAAAAAAAAGUGGAAUUACAGUAUGUGUAUGGACUUUCUUAAGUCUAGGGGCAGCAUCGUAUCCUAAAACUUUCAAGUUUUUAUUCUUCAAAGAUCUUAGAUCCUUGGUAGAGUGACUGGAUAAAAAGGUCAGAAGACAAACCUAGGGGACAGCUGAUCACAUUUCUAUGUCAGCAAAAGCUUUUUACAAGAAUGUCUGGUAGGGCCUUUUGUGCUUGUUUAACUUUAGAAGUGAUGUGAAAACAGGAGAAGUGGAUAGAACAAAAGCAUCAAAUUGAUCAAGCUUUUGGCUGCUUGGAGAAAGAAAAACACUUUGCAGUGCUUAGUGACAGAAAAUAAGUAUGGAAGUGUACACGUGGGGCCCUGGAGAACCAGGUUUAACCAUAGACUGUGGUGAAUUCAUUGAUAGAUACCUUCUCAAAUGCUUAACUGCAACUGGAAAACUUACCCACAGUACUGGUGACUGUAAUGAAGGGAAUGAACAAAACAAGUUACUCCAUCACAGAAAUAAACUUCAUGGUCCAUUUUAAAUAUAGCACAGUGCUGUUAUAAUUAAAAAAACAAGCACACACACACACACAAAAACAACUAUGCAAUACAAAACAGUCAGAAUAAGAUCAUCGUCUUCUAAAAAGAGGCAACCAAUGCAGAACAUUUCUCUGUUUUCAUGAAAUUACAUCCGUAAUUGUGGAGUUUGUUGCCAGAAGAGACUGAGUCUUGGCCUAUUAAACAUGAUGUUUUAUAAACAGACUUCAACUCAAGGAAUUUUUGAUCUGUUGAUUCACUGAGACAGAGAGAAUAUGCCAGAAUAAGAUUUCACACUGUUUCUUGCAUUACUUUUUCAAGCAUCUGACUUUAAGAAAUAUGGGAUGUACCUAGUACAGUACAUGUGACUUUAUAUUUAUUAAAUAGAUUAUACUAUAUACAUGUAAAGCGUAACAUUUUAUUGUAUGUCUUAAUAUAUGUAUAAUCAUAUAAAAAGUAUGUUUACA
Messenger RNA from Coturnix japonica (Japanese quail), 5571 nucleotides. RefSeq names its product TBC1 domain containing kinase (gene TBCK). Gene Ontology annotation, cellular component: nucleus. Gene Ontology annotation, biological process: protein phosphorylation. NCBI's taxonomy places the organism in Eukaryota, Metazoa, Chordata, Aves, Galliformes, Phasianidae. The record is from RefSeq and is a predicted model, not a curated record. Gene Ontology annotation, molecular function: ATP binding; protein kinase activity.